AUGGCAAAUUACAAAAAAAUUGGCAUUCCUGAUCCACCUAAUCUUGAAAUGACAUGUCAAGCCAUCAAAGCUCGCCAAACCUUCAGCAAUGUUAUCUAUCCAGAAGAGGCACACUUCCCUAUUGCCUUUGUAAAGGUGGUGUACACGGUAAAAACGUUAUUGGUUUUUCAGUUUUUUAGGUUAAAAACAACCUCACUAUGGAAGUUCUGUUACUUUCCGUCGUUUCUUGGUCAUUUUACGUUAAUUUUAGGCUUUAAAACAGAAUGCCAAUUUUGGCGUGAACUAUAAAAUUUAAAGUUUUUUAAAAGUUUGGUAAGGCUUUGUUUAAAAAAUGCAUUUAUAAUAACUAGUAUAGUCAUAAAACUUAAUUUUAGCCUAUUUUUAACAUUUAAAACACAAUGCCAAAGUUGGCAGAAAAUUGAAAACUUGAAAAAAUUUUUGUAAAUUGGCUAUUUUUCAAACGAAAAAUUAAAACCUGAUCUCCGGUCUCCUUAAAGUGCUACUAAUGACAAUAUUUUUAGAACUAUCUAACGUUGGAAUUCGAAUUGGCUACCAAUUUCAACCCAAACAACAUUUAUAUGUUUGUGAUGGACAAGAAAGCACCAAAAAUGUUUCAGUACCGUAUGAGGCAGUUGUCUAAUUGUUUUGUAAAUGUGUUGGUAUCAGAAAAGACGUUUGAUUUGAAGUCUUCUGGCUAUAACAUUUUUUGGCACAAUAUCACUGCUUAA
Molecule: messenger RNA, 728 nt
Organism: Bursaphelenchus okinawaensis
Lineage: Eukaryota; Metazoa; Nematoda; Chromadorea; Rhabditida; Aphelenchoididae
Source: the annotation of a GenBank genome assembly